This is a messenger RNA of Marchantia polymorpha subsp. ruderalis, 495 nucleotides long. Lineage: Eukaryota; Viridiplantae; Streptophyta; Marchantiopsida; Marchantiales; Marchantiaceae. The record is from the annotation of a GenBank genome assembly.
AUCUCGACUCAAUCGCUCGAUGGAGUCGUAGAGGAAAGCUCCUCACCAAUAGUCUCGCCAAUCUCGGCACUUGUAGCAGUGAUACUCCCACAUUCACACAAAGUGGCUGCUGCACGAAAAACCCGAGCCAAGUCAAUCCCAGAGUCCAUCAGCUCCAUAGCUGAAAAUAGUGGAGAUCUCAUCACUGAGCUAGCCAUCCGCGUCACUGCACUAGAUGGUGUGUCCGUGUCCACCACACGUGACGUAGAUGUCUCAGUCCUCCCACUAAGUUCACUAGGUGGUACAGGGGGUUUCGGCCAGGCCACCAAUCUCAUACUCGACGAGUCUCAUGAACGCGUUUAUUCUACGAAGGCUAGAGUGGAGCAGUUGGUGCUUGGACUUUAUAUAAUCCGUGGAGAUAACAUUGAAGUUGUUGGAGAGCUAGAUGAAGAGUUGGACUCGAAUCUUGAUUUAAGUUCCCUACGUGCCCAUCCUUUGAAACCUGUAGAGCAUUGA